AUGCCCAGUUUUGCUGGAAUUCUGCUAAUUUUCCUUGGGGAAGUUAGGAAGAAAAGUGCCAGUCCUAAUGCUAGCAAUGAUAAGAUCAGAGCCACAAGCAACAGCCAUGGUGACCCGUCGCCGCAAGAGCUUCAAGACUACUUUUACUCCGGGCUCAAAAUCAGCAAGCCAGAAAAGGGCAAGAAUUUCAACCUGGCCAUGGAAAAGGCUGAAGAGAUCACAGACAUUCACAAUGGGUUCAAAUUGAAGUGGGUUUGGAAGGCUAAGAAGGUUGAAACAAGAAACUUUUACAAUCCAGCUCCUGCAGGGGAUAUGAACUCCAGUUUGAUUAGGUCAGAGUUGAGGAAGCAUGAGAAAAAGACUAUCAAGAUUCAUAAAUUGGAAAGUGAAUACAUUUAUGAUCCGAAUGGGACGUGGAAUGUCGCAACUCUUGAUCAUCCUGCUACCAUCGAUACAUUGGCAAUGGAGUCAGAGGUGAAAUAUAUGAUUUUGAGUGAUCUGAGAAGAUUUGUGCAGAGAAAGGAGUAUUAUAGGAAGAUUGGGAAGGCUUGGAAGAGAGGGUACUUGUUGUAUGGUCCUCCAGGGACAGGGAAAUCAAGCUUGAUUGCUGCCAUUGCCAAUUACUUGAAUUUUGACAUUUAUGAUCUGUAG
Oldenlandia corymbosa var. corymbosa is the source of this 651-nucleotide messenger RNA. The record is from the annotation of a GenBank genome assembly. NCBI's taxonomy places the organism in Eukaryota, Viridiplantae, Streptophyta, Magnoliopsida, Gentianales, Rubiaceae.